Messenger RNA from Cannabis sativa, 2839 nucleotides. RefSeq lists its product as uncharacterized. The transcript is spliced from 2 exons. Lineage: Eukaryota; Viridiplantae; Streptophyta; Magnoliopsida; Rosales; Cannabaceae. The record is from RefSeq and is a predicted model, not a curated record. Bases 398 to 1849 code for a protein of 483 amino acids.
UGAUAAUUCAAUAUGUCCCUUCCGUUGAUGAAUAUACCAGUCGUAGGCCCAUAGGGUUCGACGAGCGUCUCCGUAGGUUUAAGAUGCCGUCGACCCGGUGGGGGGAUCAUUUGAAGGAAUUUUAUUUUACAAACUUAGGAGAUUACCUAGGUCGGUCCCGGAUGGGUCUCGGCCCUCCGGAACCUAUUCCCUUAGGUCCGUCGGCUUACAUAGCGUCCAGCUGGUUUCGGCCCUCGGACAGUUAUCUUGGAGAUGAUGCUGCCAGCAUUAAAGUUCGGGACUUUGCUAGGGCCGAACUAGGGAGUCCGGGUAGGAGUAGUUUAUUUGCUGCACCUUUUUGUAAGUAGUUUCUCACGGACUUUUAACACUUGCUUGUUUUAUUGGAACAGGUACCUCCAUGGAUGCCAUCCUGGAACGGCUGGCUGGGGUCCAUACUCCGGUGGCUCCUCCGGCUUUCACCCCCUCUCCCCCGGCCCCUUCCUUGAAGGUUUCCUCCGGCGCUCCUCCCGAAACCAUCGACUUGGUGGAUGACGAGGAGGUGCUUCCGGGAGAAGGCCAGGGGAAAGGGUGGGACUUCUCGGAGGAAGCCGCCGAGGGUGCUGGAGACCCUCAAGCUCUUCCAGUGGUAGCAGAGGAGGACGAGGAGGAGUCUGAAGUGGCUCUGAUUCGCAAGCGUAAGGGCAAGAUGAUCGCCCAAGACGAGCCGAAGAGGCCUCGGAGGGCCGACACUCCCGCUCAUGGCCUAGACGGCGGGGUGUCUCCGAUGGAGGAAAAUCCUGCUCCUCCUCGCAUUGAGCUUACCCCGAUUCCGGGGGAUGAGGCAAGGCAGGAGCUUCGCAUAGCCAAACACAACUACGCUAUGGACGAGUACUCCCGGGGAUAUGCCGAUGUGGAGGCCCUUAGGAGGAUUCUGCGAGCGGAGGUUGAGGCGAGCAUUAACCAUCCGGACUAUCAUGAUCCGUGGAACCUCAACCUGGAUCCUUUGGCAGACUGGUUCCGUCCCCUCCUAGGGCCCACUCUGGCUCCCUUCGCCGCGGAAAUGACCGGUGAGUUCGCCUCUCAGCUUACACGCUGUGCGCCCAAGCGGUUUGCCACUUGCGCUUCCCUGAACUCCAUCUUCCAAGUCCAGGACCUCAGCCAUUCCCUCACAGUGCUUGCAGCUGAGGCUGGUCGCCUCUCCAAGAACAUCAUAAGCCAUGGCUUCGCUCUGUCCGAUUUUGGGGACAUGAACGACGUCAAGAAGGUCCUCCAAGACCUUACUGCGGAGAGGCAGAUCUACCAGGAGGCCGCCGAGCGCCAGGAAGCAGCGGCCAAGGCUAAGGAAGAGAGGGCCAAGGCCAGGGAGGAGGAGGCCAUCCGGAGGGAGGCUCAGGCGGAGGACAUGAUCCAGGCCGAGGCCCAGCGGAGAGGCAGGAUGGAGGCCCAUCAUCAGGAGGAGCUAAGGGCUCAGACUGAGGCUGCCGAGAAGGCUAGGCGGGACCUUCGGGAGGCCAGGGAGGCUUUGGACGAAAUGGCCGCCAAGGUGAGGUCUCUAGAGGAGACUCACCAGUCGGAUAUUGAAUCCAAGGCCGCUCUGGCUGCGGAGUUGAAGGAGCUUCGGGACUAUAAAGAUCAGUCUAUUAGGAAGGCCAAGAGGGCCGAGCUCCUUUCUCCCGUCUCCUGUGCCCGGUGCCCGAAGCGCUUUGAUGAUGGUGUCUACAUGGCUUGGGCCACCAACGAUCAGAGUAUCAAGCUUUCCUUCUAUCCCAAACCCGAGGACAUGAUUGCCAAAUUUCGGGAGAAGAAGAAGAGACUUGAUGCUGAGCUUGAGGCACGGAUCGGACCUCGUCUUCCGCCGCGGGCUGACUGAGCUGCCAUAUUACUGACCCAGAUUGUACCCGUUCUCUUCAUAACUCUUUUUUUUCUUUGUACAUACUUGCUGCUGCCUUAGAACAAUUUACUUACAGGCGGCAGCUUUUAUUUGAAGGGGAGACAAUUUAAGGCCUGUCCCCGGGCCAUUUAUAUGUGUAUGACCUAACCUUCGGGCUAGGAUAUUUUAUUUUUUUUUUAUUUAUAUAUAUGUGCGAUCUUUUUUCCACACUUUAUAUAUUUCAACCUGUCCUUUGGCUCAGGAUUUCAUACUUACGCUCUUUAUUUUUGCGCAUGUUUUUGACCUGCCCUUUGGGUCAGGAUAUUUUACUUAGCUUGACCUGCCCUUUGGGUCAGGAUAUUUUACUUAGCUUGACCUGCCCUUUGGGUCAGGAUAUUUUACUUAGCUUGUUUUUGUUUGUCCGUGCGGUAUACCCUAGUACCCCCCUGAGUGGCAUAGAAACUUUGUUUUUAAGGCACUCAGCUUUAUUUAAUAUAGAGGAGGCAUACAUUUGGACGGUACAAACCCUUUGAACAAAAGCUAAGUUUAAUUCGCUACUGGUAGUAUUUUCUGAGGUGAUCGGCAUUCCAGGCUCUUGGGACAGUAGUUCCGUCCAUUCUUUUCAAUUUAUAAGUGCCAGAGCCGAUUUCGUCCUCGAUUUCAUAUGGUCCUUCCCAAUUUGGUCCAAGUACCCCCACUCCGGGUUCUUGGGUGGCUGGGAAGACCCUUCUUAGGACCAUGUCACCGAUAGCGAAUUUUCUGUUUUUAACCUUGGAGUUAAAAUACUUGGUCACCUUCUUUUGAUAAGCGGCCAUCCGUAUUUGGGACUCAUCCCGGAGUUCUUCGACUUGAUCCAGAGCUUCUUGGAGCAGGGCCUGAUUGGUGGCCGGAUCGUAGGUCGUUCUCCUGUGGGAUGGGAAUAAUGUUUCCACCGGGACCAUUGCCUCACAACCGUAUGCCAUUGAGAACGGCGAGUGACCGGUUGUGGUU